AUGUCUAAAAGGCGGUCGGACACACAGCUGACCAAGGACGACUACGAGCAGCAGGGUUUUAGUUAUCAAGGAAAUCACGAACCGGAAAACCCGAGAGACGCCGUUGAUCCUACGAAAAUGGCUGAUAGCAAGAUUAUGAGCGGCAGAAAGAUCGCACCUCUGAAGAAGGGACGUGGUCGCGGGGGAGCGGCCGGCGGCAGCUCAAGAGGCGGUUCUAGCAUACCUAACUUCUUUGCGGCGACACCAACAGGGGGAUUCGGCGCAAAUGGUGCAUCACAACCUGAGGCACCAUUCUCUGGAUUCGGGGGGCCACCUCAGAGUGCCGCGCCAGCGACUCCAACUUUCGGAGGAAACGCGACAGGGGGUUUCAACUUCGGCGGCAAUAGCCCUGCGCCGGAGCCGCCCAAGGUAAACUCGUUCCCAUCAUUGGCACCAUCAAGCACGAAUGGCUCGUUUGGUACCCCUCAGCUCGGAGGGCUGUUUGGAGGUUCGACACCACAAAGCUCGUCAACUGGGAUGUUUGGGAAUAAUAACAACAAUAACGGCAAUGCCUCUCCCGCGCCUGCGUCUACCGGGUUCACGUUUGGAGGCAACAACAACGCAGCCCCCGCGCAACCGGCGACAGGUUUCAAUAAGGCGCCAUCAUUCACUUUUGGUGGUAAUAGCACGGCUGCGCCAAUAUUUGGCGGCGGUGAUAACAAGCCAGCUACAUCUACGUCCACUUCAUUUACAUUCGGAGCCAACAAUGGCACUCCUGCUGUGGUUACACCUCCGGCAGCCUCCUCAUUCAACUUCUGCGGCUCUACAGCUACCGCAUCUGGGCAGCCCUCUGGUGGCUACUUUGGUAAUAGCUUUGCGCUCGAGAAGACCCCCGAGCCUCAGACUACACCGGCUGCCGCGCCAGCACCUACCUUCGCAUUUGGCGCGGCCACUCCGCAAACAGGGACCCCUAGCACCUCCCUAUUUGGAAAGCCGGCAGAUUCACAGGGUAAAUCGUUGUUCGCUAAACCUACUGAGCAACAGGGUUCAAGCUUGUUUGGACGACCCUCACAUUCUCCGGAGCCUCCUUCUGGAAACUUGUUUAAACCUUCACCCAGCCCAGAGCCCUCUAAUAACCUUUUUGGAUCUCCGGCGCCAACUCCCACCACCAGCAGCUUCUUUGGUCAGCCCAAAGAACAAGAGCAAAGCAAGCCGUCAUUCGGUGGAUUCGGGGAUAAAGCACCGGCAACAUCAAAGCACGAGCCGCCCAAGGCGCUGUUUGGCUUCGGCAUAGAGUCUAACACUCCUCAGCAAGAGCCACCAAAAUCACCAUUUGGUGGCUUCGGAGAUAAUAAGACUGAUCCUCCUAAGUCGCCAUUUUUUGGCGGAUUUGGGACUCCGAGCGAAAAGAAGGAUGAACCGAGUAAGCCGCUCUUUGGCUUUGGACCUCCUACUGAAAACAAGCUAGAAACACCUAAGGCUCAAUCACCGUUCUUCGGUGCUCCUUCUACCCCUAGUGUCGAAAUUAACGAUGACAUCAUGGCUGAUAACUCACCACCAAAAUCACCGAGUGUUUUUAACCAACCAAUUAAUAGCCCUAGUCCUUUCGCUGGAUUUGGAUCCCCUAAGCUCGCGGCAGCGCCGCCAAAAGAGUCUACACCCCCCCCUGCUAUGUUUGCCCCUACAGCAACACCAACAUCAACAGCAGUAAAUAACACGACUGCUGCUUCUGCUACUAACUUCAGAACACCAUCACCUCCACUCCCAUCUGACUCUACUUCAUGGACAACAGCACAGCUCAAUGAAUACUAUAACUUGUUUGCUUUGCGUGCGUUGAACCACAGCUUUUUGGAAGGCCUUAAAAAAGCAGACCAAAUGGGUGACUGGAGUGUCUCUUGCGAAAUAUACAUCAAAGAGUCCAAAAAAAUCAAGGAAUGUCAAAAAAAUGGGGAGCGCUAUAAAGGCGCCAGUGUUGAACCGAAAUUGGGCUCGGGUGUCACUGCCAAAAGGAUUAACACCUUCGAUGAUGACGAGAUUCAAGGUGGCGGCGGUAAAAGAUCUAAGGGUAACGGCGAAGACUCGAAAUUUUCAGGAUCUGAUUCCUCAAAAGCCCUCGCAUCAAUUCUUGGCGGCGGCAGCAGCACUUCUGGAACAGACGCCUACGAGCUAGCCAGUAAACCAACCCAUGGAUUUGUUCCUCCAUCUGCGUCAACGCCUAUCACACCAUCUGGCGUGAAGCUUGCUUCGGCCCCACUGUUCGGCUUCAAACCCCCUGUUCCCAUGUCCGAAAAGAAAGACCAAGAAGAGAAGAAUGAGGACAAGUCUGAGGGUUCUCCGUCUGCGAAGGACAGUAGUGUCCUUGAUUCCCCCAACGCCUCUCAAAACAGCGGUGGUUUCGUAAACCCCUUCUCAUCACAGGUUCCUGGUCCCUUGGAAAAGGACGAAGGUGAUGACGAUGAUGAUGAUACAACAGCUGCCUCAUCACCUUCGGGCAGUCUGUUUGGUCGCGUUAGUGAACCGAAGAAAGAAUCCACCGGGUCAAUCUUCUCAAACAACAAGGCUGGCUCUGGCAGUGGUAUGUUUUCUAGUAAGUUUGGCGAGACUAACGGUACCAAUGGUACAUCGUUAUUCGGUUCCAAAACCGAGGCACCCAAAGGCCUCUUUGGAUCUGCCACAUCUAGUUCUGCGCCCUCUCCGAAUGCAUCAGGAAAUUCAUCGAUCUUUGGUACUCCCGGGGUAAAAGAAACCGGUUUCUCCUUUGGUGGUAGCGGCCCAAGCACUCCAAUUGUGCCCCCUUCAGGCCCUCUCACGCCAAAAGACGAUGAUAACAACUCUGAACCUAACGACAAUGCCCAUCUUGCCAAGGGUGAUAUCGAUCUUUCUAAGCAAGGUCCCGGCGAAGAAGAUGAAGAUUCGAAAUUCGAAGUCCGAGCCAUCGUCUAUGAACUCGUCGACCAGCCAGACGGCCAGGCAGACAAGCAUAUCAAGAGAGGUGUUGGACAGUUAAGAGUCCUCAAGAACCGUAUCAAUGGAAAAGCAAGGGUGCUUGCACGAACAGAGGUCGGGAAAGUCGCACUCAAUGUGGGAUUGGUUGAGGGCAUCACAUAUACGCCGGCCAGCGGUAGGGGUUUGAAAAACGUUUCCAUAGUGGAGUUUCUUCCCGACGGUGGCCGUAAGAGGUACUCCGUAAGGGUAAAAGAAGAGGCAAUUGCAAGGAAAUUGGGAGAAGCGAUGGAUUUGGCCAAGAUGUCAUAG
Molecule: messenger RNA, 3234 nt
Organism: Morchella sextelata
Lineage: Eukaryota; Fungi; Ascomycota; Pezizomycetes; Pezizales; Morchellaceae
Exons: 4
Coding region: 1-3234 (1077 amino acids)
Biological process (GO): intracellular transport
Cellular component (GO): nuclear pore
Source: RefSeq, a predicted model, not a curated record